Messenger RNA from Ficedula albicollis (Collared flycatcher), 1676 nucleotides. RefSeq names its product fucosyltransferase 4 (gene FUT4). NCBI's taxonomy places the organism in Eukaryota, Metazoa, Chordata, Aves, Passeriformes, Muscicapidae. Gene Ontology annotation, cellular component: membrane. Gene Ontology annotation, molecular function: alpha-(1->3)-fucosyltransferase activity. The record is from RefSeq and is a predicted model, not a curated record. The annotation marks the transcript as partial. The transcript has a single exon.
GGGGGCGGCGCCGAGGGGCUGCCCCCCGGGGCCCCGCCGCGGCCCCCGCGCCAGCGCUGGGUCUGGAUGAACUUCGAGUCGCCGUCGCACUCGCCCGGGCUGCGGGGGCUGGGCGGGCUCUUCAACUGGACCAUGUCCUACCGCCGCGACUCGGACGUGUUCGUUCCCUACGGGUACCUCUACGUGCCGCCGGCGCCCCGGCCCUUCGUGCUGCCCCGCAAGACGCGGCUGGUGGCCUGGGUCAUCAGCAACUGGAACGAGGAGCACGCCCGGGUGCGCUACUACCGCCAGCUCCAGGAGCACCUGCCCAUCGACGUGUACGGGGCGCGGGGGAUGGCGCUGGCCGAGGGCGGCCUGGUGGAGACCGUCUCAGCCUACAAGUUCUACCUGGCCUUCGAGAACUCCCAGCACACCGACUACAUCACCGAGAAGCUCUGGAGAAACGCUUUCUCCGCCAGCGCCGUGCCCGUGGUGCUCGGACCCCGCAGGGCCAACUACGAGCGCUUCAUCCCCCCCGAUUCCUUCAUCCACGUUGACGACUUCCCCAGCCCCCGGCUGCUGGCCACCUACCUGAAAUUCCUCGAUAAGAACAAACCCAACUACAGGCGGUACUUCGCCUGGAGGAAGAAGUACGAAGUCCACGUCACCUCGUUCUGGGAUGAGCAUUUCUGCAAGGUCUGCGAGGCUGUUAGAGCAGCUGGGAAUCAGAUCAAGACUGUUCGAAAUCUGGCCAGCUGGUUCGAAAGCUGAUGUUCCUGGCGGGUGAGGCUUGCCUGGACAGCCAAGGUGUCGGGAAGGAUGGGUCUCACAGAGAUCAUUAGCCGCAGAGGACUGGCAUCACUUGGAGAAGCAUACAGGUACAGGAAAACAAGCUACCAAAGGAAGAUUUUUAUUAAAGAGAAAAUCAUGAAGAUAAGAAGAGACAUUAUGCCGAUGAUUCCUAAAGAGCAAAGUUAAAUUUCCAAAAGUUGUGCGGUUACAGAAGUUUCAAAGUUCUGCACAGCUCAACAUAAAUAUCCGAUGCCAAAUUCCUCAGCUGUACAGCUGAAACCAAUUUCGGCGGCUAUGACAACUUCCUGGACUGUGAAACUUUCCUCUUCUCACAGAGGAUACAUGAUCAGUGCUGGUUUUCUGUAAUACUAAGACAAAAAUGAAUGUUUUAAACUGGUUUUUAUGUGUGUGAAAGCUAUUUACAGACAAAUUCGGAGCCACAAAUGUUGAAUGUAAGACUCUUAUGAUACAGUAGCACCUUUAAGCAAUGCUUGAAAUUCCAGCAGCCCGCUAAUAAUGCUUUGAACCAAAUAAUUGUUCUGCUUAGGAAAAAGCGUAUGGAGGGGGCUGAAUCUGAGUGGACAAACAGCUCAGAUGAUUUAAAGUAUUUCUCCUACUACUGCUGAAACCAUGGGCAGGUUUAUCCUGUGUGGAAGUAGAGUAGAACUUCAAGUGCAGGAAAAUACAGACCAUAGGGAAGAAAGUUGGAACACUUCUCUCCUCCCUUUAUUCAGGAGUUAGAAAAUGUUUACAGGUAUCUGCAUGUUUUUCUCUGCAAAAUAAUUGCCAUACAGGAAAAUGCAGGGAAAGGCUCAGGAUGGCAGGAGUUUUAUUACUGUAUUGAAUAUAUAUAUACAAAAAGGGUAACUUUUUUAGAUAUUGCUGUUGUGUAGCAACUCUUUUGG